This is a messenger RNA of Anneissia japonica, 2678 nucleotides long. RefSeq lists its product as uncharacterized. The coding region runs from base 60 to 1316 and encodes 418 amino acids. Lineage: Eukaryota; Metazoa; Echinodermata; Crinoidea; Comatulida; Comatulidae. The record is from RefSeq and is a predicted model, not a curated record. Gene Ontology annotation, molecular function: protein binding. The transcript has 7 exons. Gene Ontology annotation, biological process: signal transduction.
GACACCUAUGGAAGGAGUUCAAUUUUUCUGAUGAAACGUUCGACUUCUUUGUAUCUCUCAUGCAGAAGUUUGGGCUGGUGUGUGAGAAAAAAAUUACAAUGGGUGGUGAACGUCUUUUCUACGUUCUUUCACGCUUGCAGCCUAAACGAAUAGAUGCCACACAAAAUAAGGAUUACAGGAUUCGGGCAGUUUCUAUCUUUCAUGAUUUUGGUCGCUAUCUACCUGAUGAUCUUUUCCAGCGGGGAGUAACUAAGUUCAUUGAGAGAUUCCAAGUAAAAGACGAUGAGCCUACAUUAUCUUAUGAGCACGUGGAGUUGAGUAUCGAUGAACUUCACCUCGUGGUUUUAAGCGUAGCCUCAAUCAAGCAUCGUCGUAUGUUUAAGACAACAAUCAUCAGACGAAAAAUCUUCAAUGCUGCUCAGCUUACCCGGGAAGAGGAACCUUCGCCGAUAGUGUGUAAGAAGGUGUUGAUAUUCCUCGAAGCAGAACUAAAGAUAUUUUGUCAGAGCGGUGCAAGGGGCGUGGAAUUAACAAGGUACAUUGCUUGCGAUUGUAUGGAUGCUCACAUGCAUAUUGUGCGCCAAUUUGACAUGGAUGUGUUGCCAUGUGGAAGCAAUGGGAUGGAAGUGACGCGCUACCGCCGACUAUUUGAAGAUGACGUGCAAAAACAAGUCCAGCUCAGCGCUCACGAACGACAGCACACAGACAAAGAUGACAUGCUAAAACAAGGUUUUGUAGAUGACGCCAUAAUUGCGACUGUAUCUGAGGAAAUGAACUAUAGCUGGAAAGGUUUUGGUGUCCGUUUAGGUGUUUCAUGGGCUAGAGUUAAAGGGUUUUGGACUGAAGAACAGCUGAACUCACAAAAAGCUAUCGCUAAUAUGAUGAAGUAUUGGAGAGAAAAUGUCAAAAAUGAAACGCACCAACUGAAAAUGUUGUGCACUGCUUUGAGGCAACAUGGCUACAAGAGACUAGCUGGGGAAUUAUUCAGUGGUGAUCUCGGAGACGAAAUUCCGCCUUUAGCCAAACAUGAAGGAUACUUGGCUGAUGUUGACUUGCUAUUCGUUGCCAAGAAACUUGGCGUUGACUGGAGAGCAUUUGGCAUCAACAUUGGUCUCGAGGAUCAUGAAAUACAACAAAUUGAGAUGAGUUUUCCACCACCUAUUGUAGACACCAUUUUAGAAAUGUUGGUCAUGUGGCGUGAAAACCAGGAACCGCAAGAAAACCACCUUGAAAAGAUGAAUAACAAUCUUGAAGCUUUCGGAAAACAAGACACAAAAGAAAAACUCAAUAAUUACUAUCAAGAAAAAUAUCAGUAAAAAUGAAUGGGAGUACACAUUUAAAAGAAUAAACAUGAAACUCAAUUGUGUUCAAUAAAAUGUACCGUGCCAUACCAUACAACUUCAUAUAAAAGCCCUGGGAUUCUACUGCUUUUCUUUUUUUUUUCUUUUCUUUUGCAAACUUUGGAUGGGUUACUUUUUGAGAUAAGCUUCAUUUUGAGAUGGGCUUCUUAUCUAGGCUGUUUUCGCAAAAUAAAGAGGGACGGGGAGCUUCUUUUCAAAAUGAAUCCUGUAUAAAUUUUGGGAACUACUAUUAUACAACAGUAAAGGGCCACUGUAAAAUCACUCUGUAUCAUAUGGAGUGUCCUAACCUUAAUUAAGUAACGUAAACUACUGUAUAAACCAAGCAUGUCUUAAAUUUAUGUAGUUUUUCUGGAAUUCAGUUAUGUAAUGUCGGCCUACAAUCUUGAAAAGGAGCCCAUGCUAUCUUGAUACCGCUUUUCGAGGUGAGGGAGGGGGUGCUUAAUUCGAGAUGGUAUUUUUCUCUAGAUUAAUUCGAGGUUUUACUGUAAAUUAAUUUUUUUUAAAUAUUAUAAGGGGAAAUUAAUCUAUAUCAACAUCUGUAAUUAUACCGUUUAAAAUGUUGAACAAAAUAUGUAAAUAUGUACUGUAUAUAUUUUAUACAUUAAUAAGGCCUGUAUAGUUUUUGCACGUGUAUUAUGUAUAUUAAUACUAUUAUACUAUAUAUACAUUUAUUAGUAGGUACUGUAACACUCUUACUGAAAUUUAAAAGUGUAUUAUGUCUUUAUGUAUAGCCUAAUAUUUUAAAGACUUUUGACGUACAAAGGGGUUUGAUAAAAACAUAUUAAAAAUGUAAAAGAUAAUCCAAAUAAAAUAUUAUUUAUUGUUUAUCUUUACGAAUGACGACGGCGACGUCUGUGGUGAUAGUCAUGAUGUUAUAGCAUAAAAUUGCAAAAUAUGAUGUACAUAAUUUUUAUUUAAGAAAUUUCAAUUUUUGUAUCAAGUAUGUAAAUCUGUAAAUAUCUCUGACCAAUACAGCCAGGACAGAUACUCACCGUAACGCCACUAAAUUUAUUGAAGACUUGAAGUGGCGUUGAGGGCUGGUGGGCCGUUUCCAAUAGUACCUCUCGUCUUCUGGUGUCUUCUUUUAGCUUCCACAACGUUGGCAGGAAGUGCAUUUUUAAAUUUUCAACUCUGACCCUUUUUGUAACCGAACCAGCUGCAAAGUGAAAAAACAAAUCUCUAUCUAUAUUCUAUCUCUUUUCCAUUUAAGAUUUUAUAGUUCUCGAAUAAGUCCUUAUGGUUUUUUUUGCUCUUGAAGUAGUUAAAUGCUAUAAGACGUUUUUCAUAAAUAAAAUGUUCAUACAUUUGGGAAUUUUA